ACGUUGAAGUAGAUUUAGUAAUUUGCACCGAUAAUUAAAUCAUUGUAAGCCGAAAAUAAUUCGACAAGCAAAAAAUUGCUCACGCAUACAAACAAACAUACAAAAAAGUGAAAACAAAAACAUUCAGUGUCGACCCGAAACGUGUUUGCUUGCGUAGAAAUAAAAAAUACGUUAAAAAACGGUAAUACAACAACAAUCAAACGGAAAUAGCAUUCGCUCAAUAUGCGGUUAUUCAAUGUGGGAAAAUCCGCACAAUUUAAUAUGCCUCAAUGGCAAUUUUCACUUCUCUUCAUCGCUGCGUUAUUUUCAUCGGCCACCUCACAGGCACGCUGUCGCAAUCCGAAUGCCAAAUUGGGUUAUUGUGUCUCCGUUUACGAAUGUCCCAGCCUGCUUGAGGUAGUACAACGCUACAAUCUAGCUGCGGCGGAUCGUGAGUUCUUGCAGAAAUCUCAGUGCGUUAACGGUUAUGGACGUUCGCCGUAUGUCUGUUGUACGCCCGAUAAAGGUUACGCAUCGACCAAUGAUGGCCAAAAUCCAGAUGUAACAACAACAACGACAACACGUCGCCCAACGUCUGUCAAUCCACCAUCACCGAGCAAUGGCAGAGGUAAUGUGCUGCCGGUGCCGCCAGAAUGUGGACCAACUUCGUUGAAUGAUAAAAUUUACAAUGGCAGAGACACGGCACUGGAUCAAUAUCCAUGGAUGGUGUUGCUUGAAUACACACAGAAGAAUGGCGAACCUAUACUCAAUUGUGGCGGCAGUUUGAUAAAUCAACGUUAUGUGCUGACAGCAGGACACUGUGUUGUGGGAGCUAUCGAAACGGAAAUUGGCCCACUCUCAACGAUUCAUCUGGGCGAGUAUGAUAUCAGUAAAGAAAUCGAUUGCAUACAACAAGAUUGCAACAACAAAGUUGUAAAAAUCGGCUAUGAACAGGUGAUCCCACAUCCACAAUACCAGCCCAACAACAAUAACCGUCAUCAUGACAUCGCGCUGAUACGAAUGUCUGAGGACGUGACAUACUCGGAUUUCAUUAGGCCAGUUUGCUUGCCGUUGGCCAGCACACGUCAAGCCGUCAAUGUGGGUGAGCUGCUCACAGUUGCGGGCUGGGGGCGUACAUUAUUGGCGCGCAAGAGUAAUGUCAAGCAAGAAUUGGCCGUGCCAGUGGUGGAUCAUGAUUCAUGCGCGCGUAAAUUUUCUUCACGAAAUAUCAAUUUGAUUACAUCGCAACUCUGUGCGGGCGGUGAGUUCUCCAAGGAUAGCUGUGAUGGUGAUUCCGGCGGUCCGUUGAUGCGCCAAAAUGCCCAGAAUCGCUGGUACCAGGAGGGUGUUGUAUCUUUUGGCAAUCGUUGCGGUCUUGAGGGCUGGCCGGCAGUAUAUACGCGUGUUGCCGAUUAUACAGAUUGGAUUGCGCAGAGUUUGCGUCCAUAGUUGCUGUUUAAUGUUCGAUACGGAUGAGACAAGUAGGCGGCGGAAUUACUUUUAUCGCGCAUGGACUGUGGCUUAUAGCGAAGUGUUUUUACUCUUAGUGUCGAUUGGUUUUAUUUACAGUUUAUUGGAUUGCCAGUUGUUAAUCAUACGAAUAAAAAAAAAUUAAGUAGUAAGUAUGUAAAUGAAAUGUAGAUUAAUAAAAACGAUAAAAUAAUAAUAAUAAAAACACAAUCAACUACUUAUGAAAGAUUUCAAAUUAAUAA
This is a messenger RNA of Zeugodacus cucurbitae (melon fly), 1691 nucleotides long. RefSeq names its product serine protease 7 (gene Sp7). Bases 223 to 1428 code for a protein of 401 amino acids. Gene Ontology annotation, biological process: proteolysis. The record is from RefSeq and is a predicted model, not a curated record. The transcript is spliced from 6 exons. Gene Ontology annotation, molecular function: serine-type endopeptidase activity. Lineage: Eukaryota; Metazoa; Arthropoda; Insecta; Diptera; Tephritidae.